This is a messenger RNA of Microplitis demolitor, 1135 nucleotides long. RefSeq names its product DNA-directed RNA polymerase III subunit RPC8 (gene Polr3H). Gene Ontology annotation, cellular component: RNA polymerase III complex. Gene Ontology annotation, molecular function: DNA-directed RNA polymerase activity; DNA binding. The transcript has a single exon. The record is from RefSeq and is a predicted model, not a curated record. Bases 209 to 820 code for a protein of 203 amino acids. NCBI's taxonomy places the organism in Eukaryota, Metazoa, Arthropoda, Insecta, Hymenoptera, Braconidae. Gene Ontology annotation, biological process: transcription initiation at RNA polymerase III promoter; DNA-templated transcription.
UUACUAGACCGAUCACCCCAUUGAAUAACCGGACAAUUGUUCUUUUGAAUUUCUGGGAUCAUCCAUCAACAUCAAAUCACGUGAUCUAACAAAAAUUUUGAGGUUAUUACCAAGUGAAACGUGUGUGCUCGUCCAACAAUAAACAAACAUUCCAACACAUGUGAUUAAUUAAUAUUUACUAUCUGUCAGUUUUUCAAAAAUUAUAAUAAUGUUUAUCCUCACACAAUUUAAAGAUGUUGUCAAAAUACCGCCGUGGAAGUUUAAAAUAAAGUUGAAUGAUGCAAUAUCAGCCGAAUUAAACAGAAAACUUGCGAACAAAGUGUUUUUAAAUAUUGGUGUAUGUAUUGCAUUGUACGACAUCACUAAAAUUGAAGAAUCCUUUAUUUUUCCUGGAGACGGAUCAUCGCACACUAAAGUUGUCUUUCGCUACAUUGUAUUCAGACCUUUCAUGGAAGAAAUUCUUAUUGGAAAAAUACGCAGUUGUAAUCCUGAAGGUGUUACAGUAAGUCUUGGAUUUUUUGAAGACAUCAUAAUACCUCCAAAUAAACUCCAACAUCCCUCAAGAUUCGAUCAAACCGAACAAGUUUGGGUCUGGGAAUACGACACCGGUGAUGGAGAAAAACAUGAUCUGUUUAUGGACAUCGGCGAGCCACUGAGAUUCAGGAUCGUAAGUGAAUCUUUUGUGGAAACUUUUCCUGAUGGACCUACAGCCGUCACUGAUUCUACUAAAAACACUGAUAAAAGUAUUUCACCCUAUGUUUUAAGUGGUGCGAUUGAUGAACCAGGUUUGGGAUUACUUUCUUGGUGGGAAAAUACAUAGAAUAAUUAUUUAGAGUUAUAAAGAUGGAACAUACUUUUUAUACACACAUAUAUAUUUAUAACUGAGAGUAGCAGACAACCAGCAUUUAUUUCAUUUUUAUAUAAGCAAAUUCAAUAUUAAUGAAAAUAAUGAAUUUUAAAUGCAUAUAAAAAUUAAAAUUUUUCGCGCUAUUCUGUGUUAAAAAAAUUAGUUUGAAAAGAAUCUAAAAAUUAUUAAAUGUCAGCUAAUUUCAGUAUAAUUUUUUUUUACUGUCAAAAUUACUAAAGUUCAAAAAAAGUUCCACUCGAAGUUCUAACCUGUCUAAAAUUUAGAAGU